AUGCUCUCGAUUUUACGCACAAACUCUGCGAAGCUUAUUGGAAAACUCAUGACCAGAGGCCUAAUAAGUCGAGGGUGUCGUCCAUACGCUUUUCGGUCACAACGAGCUUCCCUAGGGCAAAAUUUGCUAAAAUUCUAUUCGCAAACAUCCACAACGGGUACAGUUAUCCCACCAGAAGUAGCGAAUUUACCUCUUACUACAUACCAUAAUGAGGCAAACAAGUUUUUGGAUAAUCUGUUGGAAAAUCUAGAAACGCUUAGUGACGAUUUCCCUGAACUUCUUCCAGAGGUUGAAUACUCUAGCGGGGUGAUGACACUUGUAGUACCGAAACUUGGGCCGUAUGUGAUCAACAAGCAGCCUCCUAAUAAGCAAAUUUGGCUGGCUUCUCCGGUGUCGGGUCCUGACAGGUUCGAUUUCUAUCAGAAUGACUGGGUAUCGUUAAGAAAUAAUGUUAAAUUGUUGGAUGUGUUAGGCAGGGAGUUACGAACCGUUCUCCCUGAGGAUCAAGUAAAUAUAAGGAAGGAAAACUUUUAA
Huiozyma naganishii CBS 8797 is the source of this 534-nucleotide messenger RNA. It is a transcript of the gene YFH1, whose product is annotated as ferroxidase. Gene Ontology annotation, molecular function: ferric iron binding; ferroxidase activity; iron chaperone activity. Bases 1 to 534 code for a protein of 177 amino acids. NCBI's taxonomy places the organism in Eukaryota, Fungi, Ascomycota, Saccharomycetes, Saccharomycetales, Saccharomycetaceae. The transcript has a single exon. The record is from RefSeq and is a predicted model, not a curated record. Gene Ontology annotation, biological process: intracellular iron ion homeostasis; iron incorporation into metallo-sulfur cluster. Gene Ontology annotation, cellular component: mitochondrion.